Molecule: messenger RNA, 4174 nt
Organism: Aptenodytes forsteri (emperor penguin)
Lineage: Eukaryota; Metazoa; Chordata; Aves; Sphenisciformes; Spheniscidae
Gene: XPNPEP3
Product: X-prolyl aminopeptidase 3
Exons: 9
Coding region: 1-1485 (494 amino acids)
Cellular component (GO): mitochondrion
Molecular function (GO): metalloaminopeptidase activity; manganese ion binding
Source: RefSeq, a predicted model, not a curated record
AUGGUGCAUUUUUUUCCUCUAGUUUGCAAGUCAUGUGCUCUCCGAAGAUUUUCCAUCCAGCCUGCCCAGCAGAAGAAGAUUCCAAACCGGUAUUUGGGCCAGCCCAGCCCCUUCACACACCCACACCUUCUCAAACCAGGAGAGGUAACCCCGGGAUUGUCACAGGUGGAAUAUGCUCUUCGCCGACACAAGCUGAUGGCAUUGAUCCAGAAAGAAGCCCAUGGCUGGGAAGGAUUGGACCACACAGUGAUUCUGCUAUCCAACCCCACGUACUACAUGAGCAAUGACAUCCCCUACAUUUUCCACCAGGACACUAACUUCCUGUACCUCUGUGGGUUCCAGGAGCCUGACAGCAUCCUGGUGCUGCAGAGCAUUCCUGGCAAAGCGCUGCCCUACCACAAAUCCAUACUUUUUGUGCCCCGGAGAGAUCCAAGCCGAGAGCUGUGGGAUGGGCCCCGAUCAGGCACAGAUGGAGCAGUUGCUCUCACAGGAGUAGAUGAAGCUUACACCAUUGAGGAGUUCAGGCACUUGGUGGCCAAACUGAAAGGUGAAUCAAACAUUGUUUGGUAUGACUUGACGAAACCAGUGCAUACAGAGCUGCACUCUGACUAUAUGCAGUCCCUGGCUGAGAUAAAAGUUCGGAACAAAAACCACAUCCAGGGCAUCCGACAUCUAGUGCAAAAGCUUCGGCUGAUCAAAUCUCCUGCAGAGAUUGAAAGGAUGAAGAUAGCUGGACGGGUGACAGCAGAGGCUUUCACAGAAACAAUGUUUGCCAGCAAAUCCCCAGUGGAUGAAGCCUUUCUGUAUGCAAAGUUUGAAUUCGAGUGCCGGGCUCGUGGUGCUGACAUCUUGGCAUACCCCCCCGUUGUUGCUGGUGGCAACAGAUCAAACACUUUGCACUAUGUGAAGAACAAUCAGCUCAUCAAGGAUGGUGAACUGGUCUUGCUAGAUGGUGGAUGUGAGUCUUCCUGCUACGUAAGUGACAUCACACGUACCUGGCCUGUCAAUGGAAGGUUCACCAAACCCCAAGCAGAACUAUACCAGGCUGUCCUGGAUAUCCAGAAGUCCUGCCUGAGCCUCUGCUCCCCAGGCAUGAGUCUAGAAAAUAUCUACAGCCUCAUGCUGAGCCUUAUUGGACAGAAACUGAAAGAGUUGGGGAUCCUAAAGAGUAGCAUCACUGAGAGCCCCUUCUUCAAGGCUGUUCGAAAGUACUGCCCACAUCAUGUGGGCCAUUACCUGGGCAUGGAUGUUCAUGAUACCCCAGAUAUAUCCCGAUCGCUCCCGCUCCAGCCAGGCAUGGUGAUAACCAUUGAACCAGGCAUUUAUAUCCCUGAGGAUGAUGUGAGUGCCCCGGAGAGGUUUCGUGGCAUUGGUGUGCGCAUUGAGGAUGAUGUUGUGAUAACAGAGGAUGCGCCUCUCAUCUUGUCUGCUGACUGUCCCAAGGAGAUCUACCACAUCGAGCAGAUCUGUGGCUGCAGCUCAUGAUGCCCCUUCUCUGCCUCUUUCAUCCUCCUCAGGAGACGCAGCCCUCCAGGAAUGCAGAUCCCUGUAGCUGGCUAUAGUUGUCAAGGGAUGGAGGGUGUGGACAGUUGAUGGCCGUUUCCAGGACUGGGGCUGGGAAGUGGAAUGGAAAAAGCUUGGGUACUGAGGGAUGAAAAAGCAAAGCAACCUUUUCUGUGUGCAUUUUCCUUCUGAUUUGAUUAGUGCUGAUGUUGAGCUUGUUGCAGGACAUGGGAGUGGGUUCAUCUCCCUGCUUUGUGGAUCCAUCUCUUCUGGUGCCCUUGGAGGGAUGAAUUUUGUCAGUGCCACCAGCAGGGCUUCUGCCUGGUCCCUCUCCAGAUGCAUAGGUAUGACUGCUGAGACCAGGGUCUCGUUUUUUCCCCUUUAGCAGUAGUUUCACAACAGUCAGAUUUUAAAAAUGAAGCUUUGAUAAAUGGUGUUUUGGGGGAAUAAAGCGUGUCAGACAGCUUUUGUUUUUAUAGAGCCCUGGGAGAAGGGGUUUUGGUAGUCAGGAAGAUGGGUUUGGUUGGGAGGUAGUUUUAUCUGAAGCCUGUGGAGAAUGCUUUUAGUAUUCUAAGGAUAAGGAUGUGUUUGGGCCUUGUUCAGGCACAUGCAAAAUAGGCCAACAGCAGGAAAAAGCAUCUCAUCUGGUCUUUCAGCUUAUUGGAGUGUUUGGUAAUUUCCGAAAGGACAGAUAGGGCUCAGGAGGUUGGAUAUACCCAAUCUUGCUGUCUUCCACAUUGCCUUCUUUUUGUCCCAAAUGUCCAUUCCAGUCUCCUGUUCUGAGCCCACCUCUAUCCUGGGAAGCAGGGCUAUGUUGGCUGUGCUGGAUUCCACUGGUGAGCUGCUGGUUGUCAUCUAGAUGUGAGGUGUCUGAUUCUGGGACAGUCCCAGCACCUUUCUGGUUUGUGCUGUAAGUGCCAGCAACUUCAGCAGUGUAUUUUUGACGAGUCUGCCCUAUGGCGAGUCUCAAGUCUUCAUACGGCUUUUAUAUGAAAUUUAAAGUAAUUCUUUUAAAAAAUUCUGACGGCAAGAUCACAGCUGCCUUUUGCGUUUUGCCAAGUGCAGUCAGUAACUAAUGCUCUGUGAUUAUAUUUUUAAGGCAGCUUCAAAUGUGAUUAGGGGCUAGGAUGAAUGAGGAGUAAAGAGAAGAGUUGUCUUCCCUCAACAUCAGCCUACCACCCAGGCCAUUGUAUGCAGUAGUAAAUACACCUACUAGAGGCAAACGUGGUGCCUCUGUAUUUACUGAAAAUAUUUUGACAAUCAGCUAUUUAACAUGUCUGAAAAAUGCCUCUCGUCAGUGCAUCUCCUUUUAUUUAUGCUUGCUGUUGCAUCACUUCAUCUUACUUCCUUUCUGGUGGUAGCUUUCAGUAUUUUUCAUCUGUUAUUUUCAAUUUUCUUUCUUUUUCUCUUCUCUUCCUAUAUUGUCUAUUUUUGACCCAUUAUUAUGUCACUGCUUCCUAAUCAAUUUUGCUUUCUAAUCAAUGUCACUGCCUCUUCCCCGGUUUGCCCUAAUUCCCCACAGUGAACGUGGUCAGAAGCACGUGGGGAAGGUAGUCAGGGUUCCUGAGUUCGACCUCUGGUUCUGUUGCUGUGUAACCGCUAGCGAAAUCUGCUCUUGUUUUCUCUCUUUUUUCUUUUCUGUGUUUCAUUUCAUUUAGUGAAAGCCAAAUGGACGAUGUCUUGUGUCUCUCACUGCUUUUAAUGGGAUCUGGGUGCGGGCACUGGGGUUUGAAUUUGGCACUUGAAAAGGCAGCCAAGACAUGCCGUAAUUUUAUUUUUUCAACAUGACGAAAAGUAAAUGCUUUUACAGGCUUUAGUGUAUCGAGUUUCACCUAGUUAAGAGAAUCUGCUAAUCUUUGAUGGAAGCCUUUGUUAGAUGCUCAUGCGUUACAGUGAUACGUACAGUGUAAACUGUUAGAAGGAAGGCUUGCGAAGUGUGGACACAGAACCAAUGAAUACUUCAGAUGUUGUUCUGAUCUGUAACACGUUUGUUGUUCCAAUUACACCUGUUAGAGCCAUGUCAACUGGGACAAAUCUUGGAUUUUGUAAACUGUAAGCAGCUUAAAAUAACAUUAACCUGAGAGCUACAUGUGUGUGCUGGUCUGCACAUCUGCCCGUGUACCUGACAGAGUUAAUAAUUGUACUUACUGUAAAUAAGCCUUUGAAAUACAUAUAUAAAGUUAUUUUUAAAAUAAAACAAUUUGUAGAAAGUCAUUUCUCGGGCCAUCAAGUUGCAUGGCUGUUCAAUAAAUAUAAGCACCUCCAGAAAGAGCAUUAUUUUUCAGCAAGAUUUAUAAAUUAUCUGUAACCUAUCUUGGACUUGAAAUAACAGUGUCAAAUGCAGGCACGCACUAAUUGCUACUCGUCUCAGGAAAAUCCUGCAACUUGCAAACACCGAUAGAUUUUAGGAAUGUUGCGGAUGAAUGUUUCUGUCAGUAAAGAAGUGUUUGUGACUCUGCUGAGUGGAGAGUAAUGGAUCUGCUAGGGCUGCUGUUCUCCAUCAUGCUCAGUGUGUCUGAUUUAGACUGUGCAUUGCUCCAUAUUCUGUAAUUCUUCCACAGUGUUCAGCCAUUUCUUCGGCAUAAACUGCUGCUAAUGUUUUGAAUCUGUUGUUCCAUGUAAAGAAGAGUGCAUUUUGCAGAAUGUAUUAAAUUUGAGUCUUGCAACCUAA